GAAGUGGACCCAGAUGUGAGUUAUUUUAUUUUAUUUAUUAGUUAUUCCUCAUCGGUGCCUUCCUCUUCUCAUUCCGAAGCUCUCAUUCUGAAACCCUAAGACUUCCUCCUCCUCCUCCUUCCGAUCAAAACCCUAAAGACAAAAAACCCUAAAGACAAAAAACCCCUUUCAUUUCUUUCUCUUCUGAAAUUAAAUCACAGUAUUUCGACUAUGGGAUCGGAGAUCGCUCUACACAAAUUCCCUUCUUCUUCCGAUCACCAUUCUCAGCCCACCGCUGCUUCUCACUCAGUCGUCCGUAGUAACGCGUCUCCGACCAACGUCACCCAGCAAUCCGUCGUUCCUCGCAAAUCCACCGCCUCGUUAUCAUCCUCUUCUUCUUCGAGGGACCGUCACACCAAGGUCAACGGAAGAGGGCGGCGUGUCCGUAUGCCGGCCCUCUGUGCCGCCCGAAUCUUUCAGUUGACGCGCGAGCUCGGUCAUCGUUCCGAUGGCGAGACUAUCGAGUGGCUUCUUCGUCAGGCUGAGCCCUCCAUUAUUGCCGCCACUGGCACUGGUACUGUUCCGGCAGCUCCGAUCUCAACCAUUUCACCGGCUAUGGCCUCGUCCGCUCUGUCCGUUUCGUGUCGGGUUCAGUCGGUGGGGGUUGCCGCCGAUGAGCAGGGGAUGUUCGCGAUGCCACCGCCGAGCUGCCGUCUGGAUUUAUGCCAGCCGGUGGGGUUGGACUACUCUGCCGCGGGCAAUGAUUAUCGCCACAUGCCGUUUACGGCGCUACUGUUGCAGCCGUCGACGGCAGACGAGGCGGAGGAGAGACAGGAGGAGGAGGUCUUCAGAGAAUAAUACAAAUUUGAAAGGGAUCAAACAGACACAGACAGCAAAUUGCAGUACGGAAAUUUACCCUUUUUCAUCUCUUCUCCGUUCUCCUUCCUCGUUCUGGUUUUGGAUGGAAUUUGUAAAGGGAAGAAGAAUCUGUAGGCUCUUCUACUACUGCUAUGGAAAUUCGAUUAUUUUUGUUUCUA
Messenger RNA from Cucurbita moschata (crookneck pumpkin), 1016 nucleotides. Its product is annotated as transcription factor TCP11-like. The coding region runs from base 211 to 837 and encodes 208 amino acids. Gene Ontology annotation, molecular function: sequence-specific DNA binding; DNA-binding transcription factor activity. NCBI's taxonomy places the organism in Eukaryota, Viridiplantae, Streptophyta, Magnoliopsida, Cucurbitales, Cucurbitaceae. Gene Ontology annotation, cellular component: nucleus. The record is from RefSeq and is a predicted model, not a curated record. The transcript has a single exon.